Messenger RNA from Cladocopium goreaui, 1387 nucleotides. The record is from the annotation of a GenBank genome assembly. NCBI's taxonomy places the organism in Eukaryota, Dinophyceae, Suessiales, Symbiodiniaceae.
GAUCAGAGCCAAUUUUCCAACUCGACUUGAGCCAUGCUGGGCUAAGCUUCAGCUUCAGACAUGCCGGUGCCCAAACCCUUCGAUGACAUUGACGUUCCGGACGACUUCGUCUUACCAGAAGGAAACGUUGUCCGCGGCCAGCUGCUUUUCAAGAAGCAUUGUGCCCAGUGUCACACGAUCCGAAGAGAUGGGACAAAUCCCUACGGCACUUUAUUGGGGCCCAACCUCUAUGGUGUGAUGGGCCGUACCGCAGCCAUGAAUCAAAGAUCAGGCUGGGCGAAAUAUUCCACUAAGCUCGAAUCCAGCGGCAUCCUUUGGACCGAAAGGAACAUGAUGGCAUUCCUGAAGAAUCCCAAAGCGUUUGUGGGCGGUGUCAUCAACAUGAACUUCCGGGGCAUUGAGAGCUGGCAGGACCGGGUCGAUUUGAUCCACUACCUGCAGAGAGCUGGUCAUGAGUCAUGGAUGGUGCAGGAUGGUACUCCUCACACCCAGAAGCAAUGGUGGACUAGGGGUAUCUCUGGACCGACCCAAAGCUACUGGGAGGUCAAUGCUACCAGUAAGCAGCUGAAACCCUGGCAGCAUGCAUGGCGAAGUGUGAGCCAGAAGGUGGAGGAUACAAAGAGACAGGUAUGGCACAGUUUGGGCAUUCUUUCAGCCGGUGAUGACAUUGAGAAUGAAGUUGAGGACAAAGAGAUCUCCACUUGGAGAAGAUUGCAGAAGGUAGAAAACGCUGUGAUGGCAGCCUCGAUGAAGCGCAGUUACAACUGGCCGCCGCCAGAGGUCAUCCAGGAAGGGCCUCAAAGAAAGGUGUCUCCGGCACCCCCUCCGGCACCGCCUCCUUCUGCAUUUGAAAAGACUGAAGUCCCUUUGCCGUCGAAUGUCGCAGCAUGUGAAGAGCGUGCUGCUGUGCCACGCGGCACUAGGGCACCUUCAAGUCCGAUGGUUGGCUACCAUCAAGCCCAGUCACCAUCAGGGCCCGCUCCUUACGUCAGAGUCAGCGUCAGAGCAAGCGAGAUCGACGGAUCACAACGCAGGUUCUCGCUGAGAGACGAGUCGCGACGCCUGGAGAUGGCUUUGGAAAAUUGAUCAGUACAGCCGGGUGAGGGUGCUAUCUAUCGCUGCUGCAUUUUGAUGGAGACCAGCUUUGCCAAAUCUGGCCUGAGUUGGUCCGGUUGUGUAAAUAGUUAGUGGCAUCCCAUGGCUUUGUUGCUGAAGUUCCAGACAUUGUACAUUCUCCGUUUGUUCAACAUCCUCAGCAAGAAACUCAUGGAAGGGCCAGUUCGGACGAAGCAUUAGGCCUUUGUCCCCAAUAUGUUUUCCUUCCAUGCAGCUUUCGGAAUCGAAAGGCUCUUGGAGACUUGGAGACUAGCCAAGUACCAUUGGAAAA